Molecule: messenger RNA, 156 nt
Organism: Eruca vesicaria subsp. sativa (arugula)
Lineage: Eukaryota; Viridiplantae; Streptophyta; Magnoliopsida; Brassicales; Brassicaceae
Source: the annotation of a GenBank genome assembly
AUGGAAGUUGACUACCUUAUCCGCAACAAAUGGACUCCAUGUAUUGAAUUCGAGUUGGAACAUGGUUUUGUGUACUGUGAGCACGGAAAUAUCCCUGGAUACUAUGAUGGACGAUAUUGGUCAAGUGUUGAAGGAAGUGAAAGAGUGCAAGAAUAA